This is a messenger RNA of Priapulus caudatus, 602 nucleotides long. RefSeq names its product iron-sulfur cluster carrier protein-like. Gene Ontology annotation, molecular function: 4 iron, 4 sulfur cluster binding; ATP-dependent FeS chaperone activity; ATP binding. Gene Ontology annotation, biological process: iron-sulfur cluster assembly. The record is from RefSeq and is a predicted model, not a curated record. Lineage: Eukaryota; Metazoa; Priapulida; Priapulimorpha; Priapulimorphida; Priapulidae. The transcript has a single exon. Gene Ontology annotation, cellular component: cytosol. The annotation marks the transcript as partial.
AUGAAUCCACUUGAAGGUAUUAAAAACGUUAUUGCCGUUGCUUCUGGUAAAGGUGGUGUAGGUAAGUCUACAACCGCAGUUAACCUGGCACUGGCGCUUCAAAUAGAAGGUGCACGUGUUGGUAUCCUGGAUGCGGAUAUUUAUGGCCCAUCAAUUCCUCGCAUGUUAGGCAUUGAAGGUAAACCAGAUUCAUCUGAUGGUAAAUCAUUAGAGCCUAUGGGCGGUCAUGGUUUACAAGCUAUGUCGAUUGGUUUCAUGAUUGAUGAGGAAACACCAAUGAUUUGGCGUGGCCCCAUGGUGACUCAAGCCUUAGAGCAAUUGUUACGUGAUACGCGUUGGAAAUCCUUAGAUUACUUAAUUAUCGAUUUACCUCCAGGUACUGGUGAUGUGCAAUUAACAUUGGCGCAAAAAGUACCAGUAAGUGGCGCGGUUAUUGUUACUACGCCACAAGACAUCGCAUUAUUAGACGCGCGUAAAGGUCUCAAGAUGUUUGAGAAAGUUGAGGUGCCAGUAUUAGGUGUUGUAGAAAACAUGAGUAUCCACAUCUGUACAGAAUGUGGUCAUGCCGAGCAUAUCUUUGGUCAAGGUGGUGGUGAGAAAAU